CUGAAAAUGAGCGUCUCAACUGUGCGUCUGAAAAGAGGAAGUUUGAGCAGGAGACGUUAACUGACUUUUUUUAAACUUUCAUUCGAGACAAAAAGGAAGCAGCGGCUGUUUCAUUUAGCUGAGUUCAUCAAACCCAGCUGAGUUUAACUAUCAUUAUUACAUCAAAGCAGCAGCAGAAGGUGUAACAGGUUCAGAAUGGACCACGUGGCGCAAACACUUUUGUUUUGACAGAUUUGAUGAGAUAAAACUGGUAGAAGCUUUAAUAAAACGCACAGAACACGCAGCUCCUCUGAAUUAAAAGUCACUUUGGCUGCACUUUAAUAUUUUCUGCAGAUGUUCAGCGCUGCGGUCACUUUUCCAGCCUGAACCAAGUGGAAAAAUCAUCAGAACCCGUCCGUGUUACCUGAUCGGCUUUUCUGGCGUAAUUUGGAACUUUUUCAGGAAAUUAAAUUACACGAGAGCUGCGGUUGAUCAUUUGCAUCCACGAAACUAAACUUAUUCCCCGGUCUGGUGCCACGAAACCGAACUGAGCCGAGACAGAAUCAAAUGUUAUUCAGAUAAAGUCGCCGGGUUGGAUCGAUGCGCAUCAGCCGCGGACGCGCAGUUUAGUGGUGAAGCAACAGGCGGCGAAGCGCGGAGGAAACGGAGCCGGUUGUGACAUUUUAGUGUGGAAUUCUCCUCCCUGCUGCUGCACACGGACAAACGCUACUGCUGUGGGUCGGUGUUGUGUGGGUCGGUGUUGUGUGAGUCCGCGCUCCGGAGAGGCGCCGUGGACACCUUUUACGCGCGGUCGUGUAACUGGGAAGAGGAAAGAGGGCGGUCAGAGUGUGACGGCGCUGCUUUCACUGCGGCUCACACGUGUGAUUUAGUGUCCACGCAUGCUGGAGAGGAGCUCCGCGCACUCGAUGCCCGCCUUGGUGAUGCCAUGCCCCGGAACCACAGCGGAGACGAAGGCGGCACCGGGCUCUGGAUGAGGACGUCGCCGGGGCACCGAACCGAAGGCUACGGUUUGAAAGAUGUGGAGUCCGGACGAAGGAUGAUGAUGAUGAACAACGCGGGAGACGGUUUGCUGUCAGCCUCCGCCGCCACAGGUGCCGGCGGCUCGGACAGCCUGCGGGAUAAGCAGGGCGCCCGGCUCAGCCUGCUGGGGAAGCCGCUCAUCUACAGCGCGCAGAGCGGCCGCAGGAACGUGCGCUACCGGCGGCUGCAGAACUACCUGUACAACGUGCUGGAGCGACCGAGAGCCUGGGCGUUCAUCUACCACGCGUUCGUGUUCAUUCUGGUCUUCAGCUGCCUGGUUCUGUCGGUGUUCUCCACCAUCCCAGCCCAUCAGGACUUCUCCUCCCACUGUCUGCUCAUCCUGGAGUUUGUGAUGAUUGUGGUGUUCGGGUUGGAGUUCAUCAUCCGGAUCUGGUCGGCGGGAUGCUGCUGUCGCUACAGAGGAUGGCAGGGUCGACUUCGCUUCGCCAGGAAACCAUUUUGUGUCAUAGACAUCAUCGUGCUGAUAGCGUCGGUGGCCGUGGUGUCGGCCGGCAGUCAGGGAAACAUCUUCGCCACAUCGGUGCUGCGGAGCCUCAGAUUCCUGCAGAUCCUCCGGAUGGUGCGAAUGGACCGAAGAGGAGGAACCUGGAAGCUGCUGGGAUCCGUCGUCUACGCACACAGCAAGGAGCUGGUCACCGCCUGGUACAUCGGCUUUCUGGUCCUGAUCUUCUCUUCGUUCCUCGUCUACCUUGUGGAGAAUAAGUUCAACAAGGAGUUCGCAACUUACGCUGAUGCCUUGUGGUGGGGAACGAUUACCCUGACAACCAUCGGCUAUGGAGACAAGACACCAAAAACGUGGACAGGACGGAUGUUGUCUGCGGGGUUCGCCCUCCUAGGCAUCUCCUUCUUUGCCUUGCCAGCAGGUAUUCUAGGUUCAGGCUUCGCCCUGAAGGUCCAGGAGCAGCACAGACAGAAGCACUUUGAGAAGAGACGGAACCCAGCCGCCUACCUCAUCCAGUGUGUUUGGCGUAGUUAUGCGGCUGAUGAGAACUCGGUUUCCAUUGCUACCUGGAAGCCUCACUUGAAGGCGUUGCAUACCUGCAGCCCUACAAAGAAGGAGCAGGGAGAGUCGACGACAAGUAAAAUUCAUAGUAAUAAGCAGAAGCUACUGAGGAGGUGUACCACUCGGAGACAUAGCCAGAAGUUGAGCUUCAAGGAGCGGGUGAGGAUGGCAAGCCCCCGUGGUCAGAGCAUCAAGAACCGGCAGACGUCCUCUGUGAACGACCGGCGGUCCCCAGGGGCCGACGCCGGCACCGAGGGAACAAGUCCAGCCAAGGUCCAGAAGAGCUGGAGCUUCAACGACCGCACAAGAUUCAGGCCUUCGCUCCGCCUCAAGAGCCAGUCACGCUCCACCACGGACGCCGAGUCCAACAUGGCAGCUGAGGAUGGUUUUGAUGAUAAAGGAUGUCAUUGUGAGAUCUCUGUGGAGGACUUGCUGCCCUCAGUCAAGUCUGUCAUCAGAGCUGUCAGGAUCAUGAAGUUCCAUGUAGCCAAGAAGAAGUUUAAGGAGACGCUGCGUCCGUACGAUGUGAAAGAUGUGAUCGAGCAGUACUCAGCCGGUCACCUGGACAUGCUGUGUCGCAUCAAGAGCCUGCAGACCAGGCUGGACAUAAUAGUCGGUCCGCAGCCACUGGGCAGCCGAGCCAAGACCUUUUCCUCCCCCUCCCUGCCUGUCUAUUACAGCCAGGGCAGAAAGAGCUCCACCCAGGGGGUGGACCAAAUCCUCGGGAAGGGCCAGAUCCCUUUGGAUAAGAAGAUUCGAGAGAAGCUGCUGUCUGAUGGAGAUUUACUGGAGGACAUGAGCAUGUUGGGUCGAGUCUGUAAGGUGGAGCGGCAGGUCCAGUCAAUCGAGUCAAAGCUCGACUCCCUGCUCGACAUUUAUCGGCAGGUUUUGCGUAAAGGCUCGUCUUCGGCCCUCACGCUCUCCUCCCUCCCACUCUUCGAGCUGGAACAGACCUCUGACUACAACUCCUCAGUCUUCAGUAAGGACCUGCCCUGCUCCCCCCAGGUCGGCGGUGGAGCGCCUCCCCCAGGAGGCUUUGUCACUCACUCCUCCACCAACUCCCACCUCCCCCAGGGGGGACUCCAUCUCAUUCUGGCUCCCCCAAACGAGCUCAACCUCAAUCUCAAUGCCUCUUCCUCUACGCCUCCCUCUGGCCUCGCAUCCUCCUCUUUCAGUCCGUCGCCGCUGCCUCAUCACCAUCAUCACCAUCACCACCACCAUCAUCAUCCUCAUCCCCGCACCCAGGCUCAGGCCACCACACCUGAAAGUGUCACCGAUGAGGCAGUGGGGAGUUCUCCACCCAUCCUCACCCCUAACAGUGUCAGCAGUUCUGGGGUUAGAGGAGUCGGAGAUGGAGGGUUUCCUCUUCUGACGAGGCUUCCGCCACCGCCCCCUCCCAGCCGGAGCAGUGGUUCUGGCAACAUGGUGAGGACGACGUCCACAGAAGUGUCCCCCGACAUGGAGGAUUUCUGUGGAGGUUUAGGGACGCAGAUGGAGGACAACAGUGUCGGGGAGGACCUCAGCCUCGGAUUGGGGUUGGGCAGACUGGGGCAGCAGCUGCAGGACAAAGGCAACAGCAGGCUUAACGCUAAGGAAGAGGGUUCCUGGAGGAGACAUAUGAGCCUGGAGCUGGAGCCUCUGGUACCGCCAGUUCUGGGCUGCUGCUCUGGGCCCAUCCAGAUGGACCGAGGACUGGGCAAGUCCAUGUCAGUGCAGGACCUGAUGCAGGCAGCACCAGGGACCGUCCACGACGCAAGACACGGCCACAGCCUAUCGUCUCCGAGCCCCAGUACGAGCAGCGACUCUCCUGUUGGCUUUCACAGCUGUAGCCAAGACCCCGGUGGAGGAGGGGGAGGAGGUACAGGCAGGAGUGGUGGAGGCGGCGGGUGGGGUGAGGAGGACCUCUUUAUUAGUGACAGAGACAUAGAGGCGCAGGGGUUUGACUUCCUGUCACAGGGGACUACAGAGGCCCACAUCUACACCUCAGACCUCCUGAGGACAGGGGGCAGAGCUGGGGUGGGGUCCCAGGGCUCGAACCGUAGCCUGGCCAGCGGUCAAACAUCCUCCCCCUCUGCCAGCAGCACCGAACUGCUGAACAUGCCGCACGUACGGCUAAAAUAGACUCGGCUACAUGUUCGUAAGGCAUACAAAUCUCACCUCACUGAUGGUUUUUAUCCUUUUUGGAGGGUGGGACUAAAACACGGGGUCCCUUUUGUUUGUUUAUUUUCAUGUUGAUCCAUUUGAUAAGAAUCAUAGUAUUUUCAUACAGGCUGAUCACAUACGGCAUAUCGUUGCAUGAGCUAUUCUUUUUAUGAAGUAGGAUUGACAAAUUUGAGAUAAAAGAUUGACAAAUGAGAACACAGACCCCCAAGACAACUUCGAUAAGAAACGCAGCCCCUGAAAGAUGGUUGGGUAAAAUGUGACCUCGACGCACAGCAUGAUGAACUGCAUGUUUUUAGUCAAAGGUACAGACAUUUACAAUGUACAGUUUACACUCAAAGACGGGGAAACCAACCCGACACUGAUGGAAACCCAAUUUGAGAACACCACUGACAUCUGUUGCACAGGUAUAGAAGAUGUAUUUAUGUCUCUGCCAUGACAUGACACUUCCACACUGAAAUGAAUGUUACCUCGCAGUUGCCAAACAUUGACAUUCUCUGUAUACUCAUAACCAGAUCAUGUCAAGUUUAUAUCCUUAAAUUAUAUGAAUCCUAAACCACGAAUCAAACCGAUGACUUGAUAACUGACUUCAAUCUGCUGUUUGAAUUGCGGUUACAAUGAACACUUCAAAUAAUCUGAAUUAUCCCCUUAAGUGCAAAUAGGUUUUAAAAUGUGUGUUGCAACAAUAUCAGAAGUUACCUGAAACAAGUGGGUUUGUAAAGUCUGCUAACAGAGUUAUAUUUCAUACUGUCAAUGCCAGAUUUCUCAAAAACAUCAAGAUAUGUGAUCUUUUAGGGCAGAAUCACAAUCUGAAUCACAAUUCUCUCCACAAAUUCAGCUGAAGUCAUGUAAUUAUUUGUGUAUGUGGUUACCUGGAUACAAUGCCUGUCACUUUAACUCAAGACUAAAUGCCUAACUCAAAAAACAAUCUAUUUUAUUAUGAAGUGGUGAUAUGUACUCUGAACUUUGUAAAGAAGCAUCAAACCAGCAGUUGCUGCUAACCAAAGACAGGUCACUGUUCUGGUGGUCCUUGAUAGCAUUCAUCUGCCUCCAAGUUCCAUCUCCUCAGUCUUGGAUUACAGCUAGUCAACAAUAGUUGACAAUGUUAUCACAGGCAUAGUUUGGCAUCUUAUUCUUUGAGUCCUUCACCUGCUGCAGGUUCUAGUUGGUUUGAUCAUUCAGACAGCAGAACAAGAACUACCACCACCACCUGCAGUCCAAGAUGGAGGAGUUGGAGUUUGGAGAGGCAGCUGAAUGAACUGAGGAGCACAACAGCAACCUGACCAGCCUGCAAAUGGGAAUCAAGACAAGACGGGACUUUCUGGUUAAUAAUGACUGAAAUACUCAGACAUUAGGACUUCAGACUGCAACCGAAGUGGGUACAUAUUCACCACACCAUUUUGAGAGUGCAAUAAUAAAAUGAGAAGGUGCAGGCAGAGAGAUACUGACUAAACCAGUGACUUACAAGAAGUAUCGCAUUCAGUCAUAAUGGUUAACGCAUUACUAGGGCUGCAAAAUUAAAUGAAAAUUAAUCACAAUCACGAUUUUGGUGUUCUGCAAUUAAAUAAAUAUAACUGACGCGGAUUUAAAAAAAAAACUCAGCACAUAGGGAACAGUAGAUGUAGAUAAAAUGUCUCGGUUUCAACUUGAGUAAAUCUGACAUUAGGAUGCCAUAUUUUACUGUUUUUAAAGUAUUUUUGGACUACUGUAUCCUGCAUGUGAGGCGUUUAGGGAACAAUGGUAAACUGUAGUGUCUAUCAAUAUGCAGAUGUUCAGCAGGUGACGAGUUUAAAGACUGGCAAAAUUUCCGUAUUUUGCAAAUAUCAAGUCUGAAGUCAUUAUCAAUUUUUAUAUCAGUGCAAAACUAGGACAGCAAAGACAACAUUUCAUUAGCAUGCAAGGUUAUUUAACACCGCAAAAAAAAGGGAUGGGGAAGUACGAUCAAAUUAUGUGUUAACGCUAGCCUGGAGCCCUGCAUACAGCGCCAUAAAUAAGAUUCAUUUUAAAAGCAGAAAAUAAGUCAAACUGCCCACGAUAUCAGCUUGUUCACCCCUAAUGUGAUGUCCCUGUGACCUGCAGUAAAUAGGCUACAGCGUACAAACACAUUUCAUUUUCACUCAACUCUGAUUAGGUAGAUAUCUUGUUUUGGAACUCUUUGACAGCUGUUCUUGUUGCACCAUGUUGAAAAAACAUGUACGGAAAUUCUCAAUACGCACAUAUACAGAUAAGAAUGCCCAUUCACACAUACAGCCAGCAGGGAGGCCCCAUGCCCACCAUCCUGUAGAGGACCUUUGGUACAGAUUAGUGGAGGAACAGAUCAAUUAGGCACCCAUCAGUUGGUUCUCCAGCUGAUCACAGCCAUGGAUUGAAACACUUCUUGAAUGUCAUUUCCUAGUUUAAAAAAAAAAGAUCUUUUGUCUGAAUAGGCGUGACCUCGCAAAGCACUUUGUUUCGGUUCAGAAACAGAUACACUGAGAGAAAUGUUCGGAGAUUUAACUUUGUAUUGCAGUCGGCUUUUUGCCACCGUUUCUACAUGAAUGGAAGAUUAUAAGAUCUUAUUUAAGUCACAGUGUUUUUUUUUUUUUUUACAUACAGUCUAAUGUGGGAUUACUUUUACUUCCUUGAAGGGGACUUGCUGCAGAAUGUAUCGCUUAUUAGUAUGAACAGAACAUCUAUUGCUUGAACUGCUGAGCAGUGACAUCAAGACGACUAAUUGCCAACUUCUCCCCACUGCAUGGUACAGAGUCAGUGUGUUGAGUAAGAUUAAGGCCUUGAUUAUACUCUGUUGCAGAUGCACACAUGUACGGCUGUAGACACCUCAGACAUGUACUCGUUCUAUAUUAUACUACAGUACUCUCUAGUCUGUGCCUACAUAUUCCACGCAUGAACAGACUUUCACAGAGGGGUUUGUGCAGACUAUGUUGGAGUGUCAUUUGUUAAACAAUUCUGAUUCUGCUUAUCGAUUCUGGUUCUGAGUUGCAGGUGGUUAAAUUGAAAUCAUGCUUUUACCUCAAUGCAUCAGCAAUAAUAAUCUAAGCCACAAAAUACAUAUUGUGGCAGGUACUUUUACAUUUUCACACUUUAAGUAACAUUACCAGUAUACGACAGUUGUGUAGUUCAGUGCUUUUUCCUAGGUAAAGGAUCUGAGUACUUCAUCUACUACUGCCCACCUAUCUAUUAAGGCAAACACUUUCUAAUGAUAUGAGUUAAUAUAGUUGCUGUUUUUUUUUUUAACCAGCAAGGUUGGAACUCUCAACCUAGCUCAAGUUCAAUCCUGUCGAUGCAAAGUUUUUUGAAGCAGCAUUUGUUGAAUUAAGGUGUUAAGAGACAAUUGCGUAGUUUGUGCUGUUGGCCUGCUAAUUAAGCAACUGCAAGUAAUGCUCUGAUUUGUUAAGACAAAUGCAUCAGGAGACAAGAAAACACACAUGCAUUCAGCUUGCAUGACUAAUGAUAGAAACGGUCCAGAAAUGGUACUGAAAUCGGUCUAGGAACCGAUAAGCAGAAUCAAGACCAAACUUUGGAACUGGUUCCUGUUGCACAACCUUAGUGGACACACAAACUGACAGCUGCAGACAUAUCGUAUGAGUAGUUGUCCUUAACACUUUCUAGUUCACUCAGAGGACAGGUUACAUUCAUGACCAGUAGAUCAAUGUCUGUAAUCGGCGUAUGUGCACUUCUGCUCUUGUAAAGUCAUUGCUGCACAGAUCCAUGUGAAUUCUAACAAACUUGAACAGUUGACGAAAGUUACGUCAUGCAGAAAGUGCAACACUGGCCUAACUGGUUCUCUCCUAGUUUCAGGAUGGAACCAUGAGAUGCAGGUCGAUCGUACCCAUAAAGCCUCAGUGGUGAGUGAUCACCUUCAGCUAGCAGUACCUCAGUGAACUCUGCAAAUGGAUAUCAAAGAUCAGAACAUACUAACCAGGCCUGGGGUCACUUUUACUUACCUUCAGAUAUUUAAGUAUAUUUUGCAUGAAGAGACUGUCAUAUCGAAACGUAUCUAGAACUGAGAACGAAUGCUUUGUCGUCAAGUCAAUUUACUGUUUUAGGUUCAAACUGACUGCAUCAGAAGUUUUUUUAAAAAAAACGAAAAACACCACAGCUCUGAUAUGAAGUUUACAACAUGUGCAGAACAUACAGUAAACUGGUGCCUUGCUUUUGUGGUACAUUUUCAUCUCCAUGUCUAUUCGGUUUCCAGAAAAGCGCAUUAGGUUCCUCCACUGCUGCACUGUCUUUAUGUUCUCUCCUUGAAAAUGUACUGACUUGAGGCAUUUUACACUUUUGUUUUUUUAAAUACAGAUCAUUUUGCUACUGGGCAUAAAAUGGGCCUUUGACAUGUUAACAUUCUGUCUCAUUUCUUUUAAUUUAUUUAAAUUAUGUGCACAUAUUUACACACUAGUAAUAAUCUCAGUUAGAUUACGGAAGCCUGUAUUGUAAUGAAAAUGCAAGUGAACUUUUAUUCUCAUUCAUCAAUAAAGGAAAUUCUAUGGAAA
This is a messenger RNA of Amphiprion ocellaris (clown anemonefish), 8694 nucleotides long. Its product is annotated as potassium voltage-gated channel subfamily KQT member 5-like. Gene Ontology annotation, molecular function: voltage-gated potassium channel activity. NCBI's taxonomy places the organism in Eukaryota, Metazoa, Chordata, Actinopteri, Pomacentridae. Gene Ontology annotation, cellular component: membrane. The transcript has 16 exons. The record is from RefSeq and is a predicted model, not a curated record. Gene Ontology annotation, biological process: transmembrane transport; potassium ion transport. The coding region runs from base 926 to 4165 and encodes 1079 amino acids.